AGGAAGCAAAGGAUGGAACUUGAGAGAGAAGGAAGUUCCUACACAAAUGUGGAUUAAUUUACAACGCUGUAGUUAUUUUAAAGAGAUAUUGCUGGUCAUAUGAUAAAAAAUAAAAAAACGAAUCAUGAACGUUGGUAGAGUUUAAGACUCGUGGAGCAGCUAGCGAGCUCUCAAACAAACAAAUGUCAAAACAACCCGCUGGAUCUGCCGAGUCUAGACAGAUCGACAGAGAACGAACGACACAGGAAAAACAGAAACACCGUUUGUCAUCUAAUUAUACUUUUCAUAACAUUAUGAAACAAGUUAUAAAUGUUUGGAUAUCAAAGACUCUAGAUAUAUUUUGAACGUGGGGACAGAAGAUAAUUUGUAAACGGCACCACCUGACCACCCCCAGAAUAAAACAAUAACAGAUGCACAGAUCGAGGAAUAUGCAGCGAUAAAACAUUUGGCGUGUCAUAAAACUGUGUAUAAAUAUUUUAGUCUCUACCAAAAGUAGCUUCUUCAUUAUCCAAAGAACUGUCAACACUGCCAGCAGAAGUUUUGUCGCUAGUAAAUGAUCCCGACUUGUUUAGAGCAGGCUGCACCGUUAGAUGGAUAGCUAGUGCUAGCCACCUACCAUCAAGACGUGGUGGUUAAUGCUUGCAUACAUUUAUAUGACUACCAGCUGUUACUUGUUGGGACGAGAAAUUUGAAUUGGUACUGUUUUAUUUGACUGGCUGUCGAGAAAGCUGCCAAAGAGCGAGAGCAAACGGGUCGUCCGGUUUUGACACUUCAUUACUCUUGGGUCACCAUGGCGCAGCAGCAGAUGCCAAGCUCUCACAAGGCACUGAUGCUUGAACUGAAGUCUCUCCAAGAGGAACCAGUGGAGGGUUUCCGCAUCGCCCCCGUAGAAGAGUCAGACUUGUACAACUGGGAGGUGGCCAUAUUUGGACCCCCCAACACACUUUACGAGGGAGGAUACUUCAAGGCACACAUUAAGUUUCCAGUUGACUACCCUUACUGUCCACCUACUUUCCGUUUCCUCACAAAGAUGUGGCACCCCAACAUAUAUGAGAAUGGCGACGUGUGUAUCUCCAUCCUUCACCCCCCUGUUGACGACCCCCGGAGCGGAGAGCUGCCCUCUGAGAGAUGGAAUCCCACCCAGAAUGUCAGGACCAUCCUACUGAGUGUGAUCUCUCUGUUGAAUGAGCCCAACACCUUCUCCCCGGCCAAUGUCGAUGCCUCUGUUAUGUUCCGCAAGUGGAGAGACAGCAAGGGCAAGGACAAAGAGUAUGCCGAGAUCAUCAGGAAGCAGGUCGUGUCCACUAAAGUGGAGGCGGAGCGGGACGGCGUGAAGGUGCCUACUACGCUGGCAGAGUACUGCAUCCAGACCAAAGUGCCUUCCCACGACAGCAGCUCGGACCUGCUCUACGAUGACCUCUACGAUGAUGACAUCGAGGAGGAGGAUGACGAUGAGGAUGAUGCAGAGGCAGUGGGCCAGAUGGCAGGAGAGGGUGGCUUCAAUGACGAGGAAGACUCGGGCAACGAAGAGUCAUGACCUUCCUUCUCCUCUCGUUGUUUAUCUUGCUCCUUCCCACACCCUUCCUACCGAGGACUCCGCUGCAGCCUCGUCCUGUUCUGUCCUUACUUUCUGAUUCCUUCCCACGUGCGCGCACACACACUCUUGCUGGCUCCAUCCCUUCUUGAAGGCGUCUCCUUGGCACUUACUUUACCUUGAGAUUUGUUUUAAUCUCUGUCAAACAUGCCCAAAUGCAUAAUUUUAACAGCUGUAUGGGGAUCAGAUUUAUUUAAUUGUUUUAUUAUGGCAUUUUUUGUUUUCCUAAUUAAUCUCCCUCAUUGAUGUUCAUGAGGCAUAAUCAGUGGGUUAGUUUAUGCAGCUUUACUUGUGGUCAAUUAUAUCACAAAGUGAUAUAAACCAAAAUGGUUGUUUCUCUUUCAACUAUUUGAUGGGUCCGUAUUAAACAGAAUUGCAUGCUUUUUGAUGACACCAAUUUGGCAUGUAUGCUGACUACCAGUGUUGCAAAAAACAUUUUGUGAGAAUUACAAUUGGCUGCUUGAUUUGUCACUAGAUUACAUUUUGCAGUUGCGGCCACAACAUCACGGCUCCAAUUUGCAUUGCUGCGGUCCCUGACAUUCGCCCCUUUUCCUGCCGCACACCCCUUCCCCUUGUGCUUCUCUGUCUGUGUGUGCACCUGCUGUGACUUCUGUUGCAUAGGCAGCUUUUCCCACUCUUGUUUGUGGGAAAAGUCGCUAAAUGGUAUCAAAACUCCCCAAAGGCAGCCUGAAAAGUAGUUUGACGCUAGGUUCUUUGAAAAAAGUCACUGUGGGGGUCUGAGCUCGCUAAAUAUAGCGACUUCAAGUUGGCAACACUGGUCUCUAUCCCUCCCAGGGUUCACAUACACAUUCGUCUUACAAAUGAAUUCAAUUCCUUUUAAACUAUAUAGUGUAAAACCAAAUCCUAUUCAGAUGUAAAACCAAUUUAAAUUAACUAAAAUUUGUUCUUAAGCUGUGUAACAGAGUGGUAAGAUGCACUCAAUGAACAUACCCCUCUCUUACUCUGUCUCACACAGUCAACAAGAUGAAGACCCUUUAAUAAAAAUAAACACAUUUUCUGUAUUGCCCUGACAGGGAUCUGAACACAAAAAGGACACUUAUUUUGCCAUUUUUGGUAGGUUCCCCAUUUUUCUCUGAGUAAUCUACUCAAUCAAAGAUCGCUAACAGAAAGGAAGGGUUGGGCACUCACUACCAACAAGCAUCUCUUUGAGUGGAUGCAUCACAGCAUGCAUCUCUCCAACCAGAGACAGCAGAGAAGCAAUCUCUGCUCCAAACUCUCCAAGGUUAAAUGUACCUGGAACUGAUGAAGGGAUGCAGAGACAGGAUGCUAAGACAUACGCCUGAUGUCAUUUGAGCUCUUGUCCUCUCAAACAGAAGAUGCUUCCGAGUAUUGGUACCGUACCAGCGCUGGAUAAUUUCCAUGGAGACUGGACUGGUGAUAGUUGUUUCCGUGGAAACUGAUUUGUAACUACCCUAUCUUUCUUUGGGGGACUUGAACACCAGGGAUAAAUGGGACAAGCGGACAACUCCCCCCCCCCCCCCCGACACAGAGCGCUGGAGCCAUGAGAAUGCUCUGCACAGAAAACAACAGGAACCCUACAGAGAGGGAUCACUGCUGUUUCAAUACCAUUUGAUCUGUUUGUUUGUAUUUGCUGUAGUCAAUAAUCUCCCAUUCAAGGUUUGAUGAAAACAUCUCACUUUAUUCAGAUACACAGGCAAUGAAUGCUGGAUCACCAUAGGAAGUGUUGGCCAUUCCAUAACACUUUGUUACAGCUUUAGUUUGGGGUGUCUGUGGGGUGUCACCUACCUCUACUUGUGUAUGUGCAACAGGCCUAGGUUCCCAUACUAUGUGAAAUCAUUUCAAAUGUCACAAAAGUGCAAACCUCACCUACCGGACAUCCCAGACUGACGAAAGCUAACUAAUUGAAGAUUUCAAAUAGUAUUUGAACACAGGUCUGAUGACCAAGAGAUUUUGAGGGAAACGUGAACAAUGUCACUUAAAGGCUUGGAUUUUUUAAAUGUUGAGUCUGAUAGUCCAUAAGAUCUUCCAGAGACAAUGACAUUCAUGAUGUUUUGUUGAGAAAGAGAUCCUCUCCCCCGUCCCAGUUCUAGUCACAGGCCCCUUGACCCCAGAUAGGUAAUCAAUAAAUAGAAAAGCAUUCCGUUUGGCAACAAGUGGAGUGCUACAUAACCAUUCAUGCUAAUUUAUUAGAUAAUUAAUUCCAAGGAUAGUGUAGAGACUUGGGGCUCGAUUCAACUAAACCCACUGGGCAGUAUUCACGCAAGAGCAUGUAGGCCUAAACAUACUAGGUAAACAAAUAUAUUGCGUAAACAUUGCCAAAGCAGGUUGGCUUGGAUACGGCCAUUGGUGUCUUUCAGCUAUUACGUGUUCAAGUAUAACAUUCCCAUUGUUUUUGUUUUCCUUGGUCUAACUUAACAUGUGUCAUGAAUGUUUUCUUGUAAUGGAUGUUCACCAAAGAUAAGAGGCUUUCUUUUGUGAAUGUAAGGCUUUAUCUUUGGGUUGUUUGUUGCACAAAUAAAUAGAGGGCACUGGAAAUGUU
This is a messenger RNA of Salvelinus namaycush (lake trout), 4115 nucleotides long. Its product is annotated as ubiquitin-conjugating enzyme E2 R2-like. Bases 791 to 1537 code for a protein of 248 amino acids. Gene Ontology annotation, biological process: ubiquitin-dependent protein catabolic process; protein polyubiquitination. NCBI's taxonomy places the organism in Eukaryota, Metazoa, Chordata, Actinopteri, Salmoniformes, Salmonidae. The record is from RefSeq and is a predicted model, not a curated record. The transcript is spliced from 5 exons. Gene Ontology annotation, molecular function: ubiquitin conjugating enzyme activity.